CUGCUCUCUACCACCACCAGGCCUCCUCUCCAAGCUUCAGAUACCUCUUGCCGCGCCUUCUCGUCGCGUACUUCGCUGCAGAACCUGCGAAGAGCCAGCCGGCUACAAUCACCGCUCAUAACCGACGGCCCGGACCGAUCCCCGCACCUCCUUCCCCCGCCCGUCAUUCCUAGUGGAGUCUGCUAGCGACCGAACCUCUCUACAAACCACGACGAGCAGCCCUUGACUUUCUAUCUCGUACUGAUCCUAUUUUGCUUUCUCAUCUACUUCAAUCCCUUUUUGCUAUUACACUUCUUUCCUUCUUAGCUUCUCCACGUCUUCCCCAAUCACCUUCAACAAAAUGUCCAAGUCCUCAGCGGUUCGCGUCAGUGACGCCGUGCUUGGUGCUUUUGCGCAUGUGCCCCCCUCUCCUACGGUCGAUCACCUGGUUAGGCUGCUGAGCACCUGGGGUGGUAGCGACAAGUUCUUUGCACUCGUCCAAUACACCCUCAAGCUCCUCGUUCCCCUCCUCCACUUGCGCGCGCGGCUGCAGCACCGCGCCGGGAUGAGCAAAUCGAACACGAGCGGAGUCGCAGUGCGCGCAGGAAAGCUCGCCAGCACGAUCGGCGACGCGCGCCGGCUGUGGUCGUUCUGGGGCAUCCUUCCCAUCUUCCAAUGGCUCAUCUCCCUCGAGCGCACGCCGCAGCCUACCAAGCGUCUUCACAACAUCGAGCGCCUGCAGGGCUGGUCCAUGCUCGGCUUCUUCCCCCUCGAGCAGCUCUCCUACCUCAUCUCAAAAGACGUCGUUCCCGCCACCCUUCCCGCGCCCGCGUCCUUACUCCCCUUCGCCUCCACCUCCUCCAAGCUCGCCGACUCCAAACUCACCAAGCCCAUCGAGGUCGACGUGAACCGCCUGGGCAUGCUCUCGUGCCGCUUCUGGGCCGCGUACGUCCUGCUUCAGUUCGCGCACAUGGAGGAGGAUAGGAAGCUGCUCGUCAUGAAGCACAAAGCGUACAAGCGCGCGGGGAUGUCGGCGGCGCAGAAGCGGGAGCUGAGGGCCAGCUGGGACGCGCUGUUCAAUCAGUUCGUGGCAAACCUGGGGUAUUUGCCGAUGACGAUACACUACUCGCUGGAGAAGGGUCUGUUCAAGAAUGAUACUUGGGUCACUUUCUUCGGCUGGGUGGCCGCGGUUGCGCAGUUCUACUCGGCUUGGAAAGCUACCGCGCUUCCGUCUGCGAAGGAUGCGUCUCUUCCUGAGGAAGCACCGAUGGAUCCCGAGCCUCUAGCUACUGCAGAUGUGCCCACGGAGAAGGCGUGAUAGUUGGUGGCUUCGUCUGUAUUGAUCUACACUCGUUCAUACUGUAAAUUAUUGAGAUGCUUCCUUCUUGUC
Messenger RNA from Schizophyllum commune H4-8, 1369 nucleotides. RefSeq lists its product as uncharacterized. Lineage: Eukaryota; Fungi; Basidiomycota; Agaricomycetes; Agaricales; Schizophyllaceae. The record is from RefSeq and is a predicted model, not a curated record. Gene Ontology annotation, biological process: peroxisome fission. Bases 341 to 1297 code for a protein of 318 amino acids. Gene Ontology annotation, cellular component: peroxisomal membrane. The transcript has 6 exons.